GUGCUGCAGUAUCUCUGCUGCUAUAAACUGAACGUUGGUUUGUAAUAAUUUGAGUUCCGUGCAUGAACCCACUUAUUAACUUAAUAUUAGCAUAAUCACAAAGCCCAGACAGUCCCAAACAAACAGCAGUCUAUGGACAGAUAUGAAAAAGGAUACAAUAUAUUUUGUUUAAUCCGAACUACUAGCUGCUCGGAAUGUAUAAUUGUAAACAAGUAUUUGAAUAACAGCUAACAAUAUAUAGAGGGACGGCUUACUUACUAAUGGUUCACAUAUUGUUUGGUAAUCAACACACAUAAUUAAACCUGUGUACUUAGGGGACGUAGAAUCUUUGUUGUAAAUCAGAGCACUGUGUGCACGGACCUCUAGCGCCACCUAGUGAUUGAUCCAUGCAGAACACAGUCAACACGAUGCAAUUCUUCUGUAGUUUUUCACGGCUCCUUUGCAGAUUUGACAUUGACAGCUCGUUACAUCAGGAUGAACACUUAGAAUUGAUACUUUGCAGGGAGGGAUGCAUGCACAACACAUAACACAAUGAUACAAUGGUGUAGUCUAUUGAUCAGUGGUGAUGGACCUGUUGUGUGGACUGCAUGUGUUAGCUGAUAACCGCGAGGUAUCUGUACAUGUGAAGAUUUCAAAUGAUGGACUUAAGUUAAACUAAUAUUGUUUUGUUUUUUCCUUAAGCAAAGAUUCUGAUUAUUCAUUUGGCAGGAUACAAAAUGGUCAUUCAAAAGUCACUACACUGUUUAUACUGGCCCAGAUUGGAGGUUAUGUUUCAGGGGGCUAAACUUGGCUGCAGGGACUUCUUCAACAUGUUUGAUGGCAAAGUUGAAUCCCAUUUUAAAUGUCUGUUUGAGGUAUUCUUUGGAGGGAUUAACGCAGGUCUGCUAAUCUCUGUUAGUGACGCCCCGGUGACGUCACCUUUACGUGAUGCGUCACUGCGCUACAGCAGCAGCCUUCUGCUCGUUUGUCGAGUGAGCGAGUUUAAUGUUUCACCAGCGAAAUGUCUCCUCGUUUAUUUCUGUUGGUAUCACGCGUGGAUAUCCGAUGAUGUUACACUUUCUUUUUUCGGUGGAAGGGCUCUACAAGACCGCCUAAACUCUCUGCCAUAAAGUUGCUCAUAGCUAGCCCUAGCUAGCUAGCGUUAGCCCUCAGACUUUUGAAGUCCGCUUGCUUUUUUGCGACGCGGCGUUUGUGUUUUUUUUUUUUUCGCUCAUCCUCCUCUGGGAUGAAAUGGUGCUUUCCUUGGUGAGCCUUUGCGCCCGGGAGGUGGUGAGGGACCACAGCUCGUCGCCCUGCUGGCUCAGGUGGGUGCCCAGGGAGCUGUACAGACCGCUGUUGGAUGCCUCUUUCACCGGCUGCAGACCGCUGGCGGUGGGCGAACUGGUGCAGCGGUGGCCCGAACGCACGCUGCGCGUCGGUAGGCGCCGGAAACCGGGUCAAACCGGGCCGAACCGACUCUGCGUCCAGGCCCUGUUGCUCGCAGUCGUCAGAGGAAUGUCGGACCAAAGGUGUGCCCUGCAGGUGCUGGAUCUCUGCGGGCUGCAGGGAGACGAUGGCGGGAUGGCAGACUCCAUGGGAGGCUGGUCUCUGACAGUAGCGCUCUGCACCAUGGUGGUUCAGGCCAGAACCAGAGCACAGAGGGCCCAGCGUGAGAGGAAAAGGCUCUCAGUGCUGCAGAGAGAGAAAGACGUGAAAAGAGAGAGGGGAGAGAAAACCAACACUACCGAGCCUGGGGGACAGGACGCAGAGAAAUUGGACUUGUGUGGGACUAUGGAGGAAGAGGAGCUGAUCCCAGGUGUCAGGAGGCGGAUGGAGGUGGAGAGGAAAAGAGACACUUUGGUUACAGGGCCGGCAGGCACUAGAAGGGAUGCCGAGGAGAAAGAGGUAAACGCCGACGUGUCGGUGCACGUGAGGGCGGAUCUUUUUGUAAAUGCGCGCUCUUGGGAGCGCGUUCGCGGGGCUUUGAGCGCGCAGGGCCCCCUCCGGCUGCAGUGCAGAUACCUCCGGGUGGAAGAGGUUUCGGUGACCACUAUCAAGACCCUGCUGGGCCUCCUGCCUCGCCAGGGCCUUCUGGGCAUCGACGUCCGCUACAGCAGCCUCGGCGUGGCCGGCCUGGCCGAGCUGCUGCCUCUGCUCUCCACCUUCCCGGCGCUGAGAUCCCUGCGCCUGCACUACUGUAACUUGGACUUUCGCAGGGACCACGUUGGCCAGGAAGAGGCCCUGAGGGACUUGUCUCAGGGUCUGACUCAGCUGCAAGAACUGCGGCGCCUCAGCCUCACUGCCCUGCGCUUGCCUGGACAACUUCGUGUGCUGCUUAGCUCACUGCCUCAGCCUCUAGAGAUACUGGAGCUGCCGUAUUUGAGCCUGAGCCCCGCCGACUUCGCCUAUCUGUCCUGCAGCCACCAUGCUUCCACGCUGCAGCAGUUGGAUCUGAGCGAGAACCGUCUGGAUGAAAGCACCCUGACGUCGGUACGCCGCCUCCUCUCGCAGGCUGCCGGUGGCCUGCAGCACCUCUCUUUGAGUGGCUGUGGCCUCACCGAUGGCCUGCUGGGCCUCUUGCUGCCGUCGCUGGGAGGCUGCCGGGCCCUCAAGAGCUUGGCCCUGGCCCUGAACCCCCUCUCCGUUGCCGGCCUCGUGGACCUGGUGAGGAUGGCCGUGCGAAUGCCCUCCCUCCGUCAGUUGCUGUACCCCAACCCACUGGAGGACUACCAGCCGGGCCUGCCCGACCUGCCCUCUAGCGCUCAGCUCCUAGACUGGCCGCUGGGUGCGGUCACAGACAUCAACGUCACCAGCAGCCAGCUCAACAGGGUGCUGAUGGAGAGCGGGCGUUCGGACCUCUUUCUGACCUGCGACCUGCUCAACUACGACAAAGACUUGGUGGACUAGAGCGGAGGUGAAAGGAUGGACACGGGUAUCGUCACACACCAGAGCAAUGUGCAUACACCCGACAAUCACAUUUACAGUGGUUAUUAAUGGUCAAGUAUGGUUCAAUUAUCUGGUUUAAAAAGUGUGUCCUCCUCUUGGGAUUUCAAAAAUGGGCCAUUUGUAAUAUUAUUAUAUUGUAAUUAUACAGUAAUAAGCCAUAUGCUUGGAAACGGUGCUAAAUUACUUAAAGUUCACUUCUAAAUGAUUUUGUACCCCAAAUUGCUUUAUAAUCACUUUAACGGAAUAGAUGGUAUUACAGCUGUCACACGUUUAUUCAGGUUUAGUAUAUAUGCAGAUAAUACAUUUGCAUACUGUGGGGCAAGUAAGUUGUAACAGUGGCUUCAGAUUGUGUGCUCAGUUCCUGAAAAGUAUAUUAAUGUAACUGCAAUAUUUAGUCUUAUUUUAAUACCCUUUCGCUGUGCUUUUUUAUGCUAUAAUUGUUGUAAAAUGUCCAGAAUUAUGCUUUUCAGUAGUUAAAAAUCAUCAACAAUCAGGAAAUACAUAUGUCAAAUCACCGUUGUAACACAUGGAUGUAUUUACAUAGUGUGAGUCGCAGAAUAAAUCAUUCAUAAACUAA
Molecule: messenger RNA, 3502 nt
Organism: Pungitius pungitius (ninespine stickleback)
Lineage: Eukaryota; Metazoa; Chordata; Actinopteri; Perciformes; Gasterosteidae
Product: leucine-rich repeat-containing protein 14
Exons: 3
Coding region: 1231-2886 (551 amino acids)
Cellular component (GO): cytoplasm
Source: RefSeq, a predicted model, not a curated record